Molecule: messenger RNA, 473 nt
Organism: Moneuplotes crassus
Lineage: Eukaryota; Ciliophora; Spirotrichea; Euplotida; Euplotidae
Source: the annotation of a GenBank genome assembly
GUCUGGUUUGAAAUAAAUUUUGUAUUUUAACUAAAGUGUGACUAUAAAAAUUAAUGAAUAUCGACCGAAGUUCUUACAAAGACAAAUUUAAAAACAUCAUUGAUGCCCAAAGAAAUAGAGAACCCGGAGAAGACAUCAUAGAGAUAGAACAGACAUUUGGAUCAACAGAUCAGAUUAAGGUUCAAGCUGAACAGCAGACUAAGAAGUAUUCAGAUAAACAGUCAAUAAGAAGUCAAAAACUAAUAAAGGAAGCCAAAUACUCAACUACUAAGGAAGAACCACUUUCAUGAUUGGAAAAUAUAGUACGACUCAAUUCCUCGUUGUCAAGCUUGUGUACAUUGGAAUCAUCCUGCUGUCCGCUUCUAUCUCAGAACUCGUAUGGGUUAUCUUUGAUGCUAGACCAAUUGAGUUGGUGCAGGGAACAUUUAUUGUAUUCUCUCUUGGAUUAUCUGUUAUUAUUAUUCCUCAGAUAG